Notodromas monacha is the source of this 695-nucleotide messenger RNA. NCBI's taxonomy places the organism in Eukaryota, Metazoa, Arthropoda, Ostracoda, Podocopida, Cyprididae. The record is from the annotation of a GenBank genome assembly.
AGACGUUUGAAGGAUUCGACUCCGUUGUACUUGAGUGCAAGACUGUUUCCACGAUGACGGGGAAUUUGGGCAGGAAAUUUUCCUACAGCAUUUUUGUUGUCACUGGGAAUGGAGAUGGUCUUGGAGGAUUUGCGCUCGGCAGAGCUCCGAGUCUUCCUGCCGCUUUAAGAAAGGCCAAAAAUCGUGCGGGCCAAAAAUUGAUGAGGGUUGAGCGCCAUGAGAAUCAUACUGUUUUGCAUGAUUUCCAUGCGAACUUCGGGAAGAGCAGAAUCAACGUGCACAAAGCACCGAAAGGCUUCGGUUUAGUCUGUCAUCGAGCGAUCAAGUCGAUCUGUGAAGUCAUAGGCAUCAAAGAUUUGCACGCGAAAAAGGAAGCCUGUGCGAGAAAGACUGUGCAGAAUUUAACGAAGGCGUUUUUCCUGGGGUUGCUUCGACAGAAAAGCUAUCAAGAAAUGUCUGACGAAACUAAACUGUUGCUGGUGGAGAGAAACCCGGAUCGUUUGGGAUUCCCGCGUUUGCUGGCUGAACCCUCUGAGCCGAUUCCUGACGAAAAAAUUGGGCACGUGCCCGACUUUCAAUCGUAUUGCUUUGGCGGACGAGUGGAACAUGUCAAGAAGAAGGACUCGCAGUGGUACAAGAAACUGCCUGGUUGGCAGACUCAUUUGAAACGCACUCAUCCGUUUAGAAACAUGCCU